CCCGCUUCCGGUGCGGGCCCCGCCUCAGCCAGGCCCGAGGAGGCGGAGGGAAGAGGGCGGAGGGGAGAGGCGGGCGCCGCCGCCGCCGCCGCCGCACACGGGGGCCCGACCGCCCGGAGACGGAGGCCGGGACGCGGAGCCCGCAGCGCAGCCCAGCCCUCGGCGCAGAGGUUUGGGACGGUGCCCGGUCUCCCAGCCAUGCCCACCGGUGGAUGAAGCCCGAGGGAACGAUGGAGCAGCUGCAGAAGCAGCAGCCCCCGGCCCCUCUGCAGAUGGAGUCCCGAGAGAGGCAGGAACGUCAGCUGAGAGAAGCCCAGCUCCUCUACGCUCAGCAGCUGGCGGCCCAGCAGGCAAUUCUGACCACCACAUCCGGCCGGGCUUCCGGCGGCCCAGCCCCGGGGCCGUUGGCCAGAGGCCCGCCGGCCACGGGAGCCCCCCGGGCCUUCGACCAGAGCAGCGUCACCUCGGAGCCCGACGACGAUGAGGAGGAAGGGGGCUUAGAAGAGGAGGAGGGGGAGGGCGAGGACCCAGAGGUGAUGGAGAAAGACGGCCAGGUGGCCCUGAAGUACUUCCCCGCCCAGAAGGUUGCCCACCUCGACUCCAGGGCGGCUCCGGCCUCCAACCCCGCUCCGGCCCCAGGGCCGCCGCGGGGACCCCACGGGAAGGAAGACCAGAGCAAAGACGCCCCCAGAGCAGCGCCUCCGGGCUCUCCGCCAGGACGGCCCAGUUGGAAUCUGGACGAGCAGCUCAGGCAGAACGGCGGUCUGACCUGGAGCGAUGAUGCCGACGGAGGCCGAGGAAGAGAGAUCUCUCGAGAUUUUGCCAAGCUGUACGAACUGGAUGGGGACCCCGAGCGCAAGGAAUUCUUGGACGACCUCUUCAUCUUCAUGCAGAAGAGGGGUACCCCCAUCAACCGGAUCCCCAUCAUGGCCAAGCAGAUCCUGGACCUGUACAUGCUGUACAAGCUGGUGACGGAGAAAGGGGGCCUGGUGGAGAUCAUCAACAAGAAAAUCUGGCGGGAGAUCACCAAAGGCCUCCACCUGCCCACAUCCAUCACCAGCGCCGCAUUCACCCUACGGACCCAGUACAUGAAGUACCUGUACGCCUACGAGUGCGAGAAGAAGGCCCUGAGCUCGCCGGCCGAGCUCCAGGCCGCCAUCGACGGCAACCGGCGGGAGGGCCGGCGACCCAGCUACAGCUCGUCACUCUUCAGCUACUCGCCCACCGCCCCCAGCGGGCCCCCUUCUCUCCUCUCCCCGCCCAAGAUCCGCUUCCCCAUCUUGGGCCUCGCCUCGAGCGGCACCAGCAGCCCCCGGGCCGCAUCUUCGGCGGCCACCCUCAGGAAAGGCGACGGGGUCCCCCUGACGGUGUCCGUGCCCAACCGCCUGGCCGUGCCCGGGCCCUUGGCGAGCCAGCAGGCGGGCGCCCGGACGGCCACCCUGGAACAGCUGCGGGAGCGGCUGGAGGGCGGGGAGCCGCCGGAGAAGAAGGCGGCGGGGCGCAUGUCGGAGGAGGAGCAGCGGCUGGUGCAGCAGGCCUUCCAGCGCAAUCUCUUCAGCGUGGCCCGGCAGCUCCCCAUGAAGAUCAAGAUCAACGGCAGGGCAGAAGAUAAAUCGGAGGCGGCAGCGGCGGCGGCACUAAACUUGUCCACCAAUGGGAUCGGAAGCAUUAACAUGUCCAUGGAGAUCAAUGGCACCAUCUAUGCAGGUGUGCUGUUUGCCCAGAAGCCCGCGGUCCACCUGAUGGCCGGCUCCGGCCCGCAGAGCGCCGGCAGCGGGAGCAGCAGCAGCAGCAGUUCCCACUGCUCGCCCAGCCCUACCUCGUCCCGCGGCACCCCCGGUGCAGAGCCCUCCACCAGCUGGUCCCUCUGACGGACCGCCGCGGGGGCCCCUGGGGGCCCGUCCCUCCCCUCCACCCCCCGCCGCCCACCUCUCGGGCCGGGAGGGCCUGCCGCGGGAGGGGUCGCACAGAAUUAUUACCUCAUCUCACAGAACCCGCCCUCCCUGUCCCAGAACCCGCUCCCCCCUCU
Ornithorhynchus anatinus (platypus) is the source of this 2029-nucleotide messenger RNA. RefSeq names its product AT-rich interaction domain 3B (gene ARID3B). The coding region runs from base 213 to 1871 and encodes 552 amino acids. The transcript is spliced from 9 exons. Gene Ontology annotation, cellular component: nucleus. The record is from RefSeq and is a predicted model, not a curated record. Lineage: Eukaryota; Metazoa; Chordata; Mammalia; Monotremata; Ornithorhynchidae. Gene Ontology annotation, biological process: regulation of transcription by RNA polymerase II. Gene Ontology annotation, molecular function: DNA binding.